AUGGGGCUUUUGUCAUCUAUAUCCUGCCAGAAUUCUCAUGGUGGAUUGACCGGUGGUGGUGUUGAUGGUGGUCUUGGUGGAUUGAUCGGUGGUCUUGGUGGUGGUGGUCCUCGUAGAUUGACCGAUGGUCCUGGUGUUGGUGGUCUUGGUGGAUUGAUCGGUGUUGGUGGUGGUCUUGGUGGAUUGAUCGGUGGUCUUGGUGGUGGUGGUCCUGGUGGAUUGAUCGGUGGUCUUGGUGGUGGUGGUCCUGGUGGAUUGACCGGUGGUCCUGGUGGUGGUGGUCCUGGUGGAUUGACCGAUGGUCUUGGUGGUGGUGGUCCUGGUGGAUUGACCGGUGGUGGUGGUGAUAAUGGUGAUCUUGGUGCAUUGGCUGGUGUUGGUGGUGGUCUUGGUGGAUUGAUCGGUGGUCUUGGUGGUGGUGGUCCUGGUGGAUUGACCGGUGGUCCUGGUGGUGGUGGUCCUGGUGGAUUGACCGAUGGUCUUGGUGGUGGUGGUCCUGGUGGAUUGACCGGUGGUGGUGGUGAUAAUGGUGAUCUUGGUGCAUUGGCCGGUGUUGGUGGUGGUCUUGGUGGAUUGAUCGGUGGUCUUGGUGGUGGUGGUCCUGGUGGAUUGAUCGGUGGUCUUGGUGGUGGUGGUCCUGGUGGAUUGACCGGUGGUCCUGGUGGUGGUGGUCCUGGUGGAUUGACCGAUGGUCUUGGUGGUGGUGGUCCUGGUGGAUUGACCGGUGGUCCUGGUGGUGGUGGUCCUGGUGGAUUGACCGAUGGUCUUGGUGGUGGUGGUCCUGGUGGAUUGACCGAUGGUCUUGGUGGUGGUGGUCCUGGUGGAUUCACCGAUGGUCCUGGUGGAUUGACCGGUGGUGAUGGUGGUAAUGGUGAUCUUGGUGAUCGUGGUCUUGGUGGAUUGACCGGUGGUAGUGCUGGUGGUGGACCGCUUAAUGCGAUUAUGCCUGCUUCCAUUCCUGUUAUCAUCAUUUUCACUGCUUUCUGGGGAGCAGUUGGAGGUGUUUUGCCGAUGUUUGUCCCUCGAUCAUCAGACAGAGGAGUAAUUCAGACCAUGUUGAUAAUCACUGCGGUCGCUUGUUAUUCAACUUGGCUGUUCACUUACAUGGCUCAAAUGAAUCCAUUGAUUGGACCACAAGUGAACAGUUUAACUCAAACAAUCAUAUCCAAAAAUUGGUCUUAG
Panonychus citri (citrus red mite) is the source of this 1182-nucleotide messenger RNA. RefSeq lists its product as uncharacterized. The coding region runs from base 1 to 1182 and encodes 393 amino acids. Gene Ontology annotation, biological process: proton transmembrane transport. NCBI's taxonomy places the organism in Eukaryota, Metazoa, Arthropoda, Arachnida, Trombidiformes, Tetranychidae. Gene Ontology annotation, molecular function: proton-transporting ATPase activity, rotational mechanism. The record is from RefSeq and is a predicted model, not a curated record. Gene Ontology annotation, cellular component: proton-transporting V-type ATPase, V0 domain; plasma membrane proton-transporting V-type ATPase complex. The transcript is spliced from 2 exons.